CUGCACGGCCAAUCUGCGUUCCACCGACUUCCGGGAGGGAGCGGGGCCUUGCCGGUUGGCCCCGCUACCAGCAGCCAGGGUACGGCGACCUCGACUCGCGCCCCCUGAGCGGCUCGGACGAGCGGGCAGCAAGUACGGCCGACGGCGCACGUCUCCGGGCCGCGCCUCGCCGGGUAAGGUCCACGCCCGCCGCCUUUGGCUCUGCCCUCGCCGCCUCAGCGAUGUGCCGCUACUACUGGCCCUGCUGGAGACGCAGCUCAAGGUCGUUGAGUCCAGUGCUGGCCAGGCGGAAGUGAAGCAAGCGCCGUCGAGUGCUGGGCCCUCCCGUAGCGCAGGCCCGGGCAGUCGGCGAAUGACGGUAGCGUUCGCCGGCACUACUGGUGCUUCUUCGGUAGUGGCUGCCGGUGCUUCGGCUCCCAGCUCUGCGCGCAGGGGAUGUCCGGGGGGGCACCGCCGCCUGGCGGCUCUUCGUCGGGGCAGCCGGGGCCGUCGUCGAGCAAGCCCGCUGACAAAGCCAACGACAAGGCGCUCGAAAAGUCGACGGACAGGUCGACGGUCUCGCACCACAGCAGGAGGCUCAGCCGCGAAAAGUCGGUGACAUCCCCCGACAAGUCAUCGUCGUACAAGUCGCCGACCAGGGCCUCGCCGUCGACUAGCAAGGGGCGUCGCGACAACGUGCCCCUUGGAGCAUCGGCGUCCACCGACCCCUACGAUGUUGCUUAUGAAGAGAACAAUGAGGAGGAUAUUGACUCAAUGGAGGGCCAGAAGAGCGUGUUUUCGCACCUGUUGUCACAAGUCUACAUUGGCAUGGACCUUACCAAGGUCACCUUGCCCACUUUCAUUCUGGAGAAGCGCUCCCUGCUCGAGAUGUACGCCGACUUCUUCGCGCAUCCAGAGCUGUUUGUCAGCAUCGUGGACCGGGGCGGCGCCAAGGAACGCAUGGUGGAGGUAGUGCGCUGGUACCUGUCCGCCUUCCACGCCGGACGGAAGGGCGCCAUAGCCAAGAAGCCGUACAACCCGAUCCUUGGGGAGAUCUUCCGCUGCUACUGGAGGAUCGGCGACAAGCCGGGCGCACCCGUACCCGAUGGCCCGGUGCCGUGGGCUACCACCAACGACUUGUGCUUCAUCGCAGAGCAGGUGUCCCACCACCCACCUGUGUCGGCGUUCUACGCGGAGCACGUAGCCAAGGGCAUCUGCUGCUGCGCGCACAUCUGGACCAAAUCCAAGUUCCUGGGAAUGUCUAUCGGCGUGCACAACGUUGGCCAGGGCACCAUCUGGUUUAUGCGUCACGACGAGGAGUACGUGGUCAACUUCCCCAGCGGCUACGGACGCUCCAUCUUCACCGUGCCCUGGGUAGAGCUGGGAGGCACCGUCGACAUCAAGUGCGAAAAGACCGGCUACAGCUGCACCAUCGAAUUCCACACCAAGCCGAUGAUCGGAGGCAAGAAGCACCAGCUGACGGCCGAGAUAUUCCCGCCCAACGACAAGCGACCUUUCCUCACGGUUUCUGGCGAGUGGAACGGUGUCAUGACUGCCAAGAACAUUCACGGGACCGAGGUCGCCUUCGUCGACACGACAACCAUGCCGAUCACAAGGAAGAUCGUCCAGCCGAUAAAAGAACAAAUGGCUCACGAGUCGCGCAGGUUGUGGAAGGACGUGACGCUCAACCUGAAGCGCAAGGACGUGGACAAGGCCACGGAGGCCAAAUCAGCGCUGGAAGACCAGCAACGGAAAGAGGCGGCGGCGCGCAAGGAGUCCAACGGCAAGUGGGAGACCAGGCUGUUCGAGCCGCAAGGCGAUGGCUGGACGUACAAGCAUCCGCUGAACAAACGUCUAGCGGCAGCGAAGAAAGGCGGUAAAUAGACGACCAGCAGGACAACGACGAAAUAAGCUCAGGGGCAGCGGAGAUCGCGCAUAGACACAUCGAGGCUUUCCCAUGGGUUCCCAUCAGCACGCCAUCACCAGGUGUCCAGCGGGCUCUGUGCAAAGGAUGUGUCGCCGCUAGCUUCCCCGAUGUCACCCGGGACUUUCUUUAGUGCCACUUACAAACUGGUGCGCCGAUUUUGGUUGGCGAUGUGCCCUUUUGGUUCAGACGGCGAGGUCUGGAGCAAGUUUACUUGCGACAACAAAGAAAGCUUUAGCGUCAAAACAUGCUCAACGGCUUAAGGACUGUGAUAAUAAAUUAGGCUCCUCGGGAGCCUUCGUUGUUCUCUUUUUGCAUACUGCA
Molecule: messenger RNA, 2227 nt
Organism: Dermacentor albipictus
Lineage: Eukaryota; Metazoa; Arthropoda; Arachnida; Ixodida; Ixodidae
Product: oxysterol-binding protein-related protein 9-like
Cellular component (GO): intracellular membrane-bounded organelle; cytosol; membrane
Molecular function (GO): sterol binding
Source: RefSeq, a predicted model, not a curated record